AUGGCGGAGAAAGAAGUCCCUCUCACGGCCGUCAAGGUCGAGGCCUUGGUGGUGAUGAAGAUCAUCAAGCACGGCUCUCAGGCCUUCCCGACGACUGCGACCGGUUCGAUCGUCGGUAUGGAUGUCGACGGUACCCUGGAGAUCACCAACAGUUUCCCUUUCCCCGUCGUUGAGGUGCCCGCCGAAUCGCACUUUGACAAUACCGCUCCCAACCCGGCUGCUGCUGCCCCCCGCGCGAAGGCCAACGCCGCCUACGAGGCUGAGAUGGUCCGUAUGAUGCGCGAGGUUAACGUUGACGCCAACAACGUUGGUUGGUACACUAGCGCCAACAUGGGCAACUUCAUCAACAUGAACGUGAUCGAGAACCAGUUCUUUUACCAGAAGGAGAUGAACGAGCGCACGGUCGCUCUGGUGCACGACGUCAGCCGCAGCGCACAGGGAAGCCUGAGCCUGCGCGCUUUCCGCCUGUCUCCUAAGUUCAUGGCGGCUUUCAAGGAGAACAAGUUCACUUCCGAGGAGCUCCAAAAGUCCAACCUCAGGUACCAGGACAUCCUGGUCGAGCUCCCCGUUGAAAUCCACAACUCUCACCUGAUCACCUCCUUCAUUCACCAGCUCCAGACUCCCACUCAGGCGACUCCCUCCGAUCUCCCCCCGUCCCUGGCCGCGUUGGAGUCGUCUCAGUACGCCAAGUCGUCCGUGCUGGCACCCAACUUCGACAACCUCUCCCUCAGCAUCGACCCGUUCCUGGAGAAGAACUGCGACCUUCUGCUUGACAGCAUCGAGGUGCACCACACCGAGACCAACAACUUCCAGUACUACCAGCGGUCGCUCGCCCGUGAGCAGGCCAAGAUCACCGCGUGGCAGAACAAGCGCAAGACCGAGAACGCCAGCCGCGCGGCUCUCAAGCAGCCCCUGCUCCCCGAGGACGAGUGGCAGCGGCUGUUCAAGCUGCCCCAGGAGCCCAGCCGCCUGGACAGCAUGCUCAACAGCCGCCAGGUUGAGCAGUACGCUCGCCAGGUCGACAGCUUCGUGUCUGCGACGACGGGUAAGAUGUUUGCCGUCAAGGGCAACCUGCUUCCGGGUGAGACGGCCAAAUAG
Aspergillus niger is the source of this 1098-nucleotide messenger RNA. RefSeq lists its product as uncharacterized. The transcript is spliced from 4 exons. Gene Ontology annotation, molecular function: protein binding; translation initiation factor activity; metallopeptidase activity. NCBI's taxonomy places the organism in Eukaryota, Fungi, Ascomycota, Eurotiomycetes, Eurotiales, Aspergillaceae. Gene Ontology annotation, cellular component: cytosol; cytoplasm; eukaryotic translation initiation factor 3 complex. The record is from RefSeq and is a predicted model, not a curated record. Bases 1 to 1098 code for a protein of 365 amino acids.